Molecule: messenger RNA, 1098 nt
Organism: Scleropages formosus (Asian bonytongue)
Lineage: Eukaryota; Metazoa; Chordata; Actinopteri; Osteoglossiformes; Osteoglossidae
Gene: pi15a
Product: peptidase inhibitor 15a
Exons: 6
Coding region: 184-957 (257 amino acids)
Cellular component (GO): extracellular region
Source: RefSeq, a predicted model, not a curated record
CGUAGCCCGUGCAGGAGCCCACAGCAGGGUCUGCACACCUCCUGACCUGAAAGCUCAGACAAAAAAAAAAAAAAAAAAAAACCCUUUCCAUCAAGCAAUCCCUCGCACACACACUGGGAACGAGGUAGCCACCAGACUCUGCUAGGAUAGGCUCCAUCCAUCCGUCGCUCACACUUGGAAAGGAUGAAGGAUCUGUGGUUUUCUCUAGAACUUCUGCUGGUGGUGUCAGCGGCUUGCGCGCUCGCCGGGGAUGGAGCCGGCGCGUCCCCGUCACCGCGGGACACGAACCUGAGCGGCGCCGCGUCCACCUCCGGCUUCCACACGAACUCCACGGAUGGGGCCAAAGCCAGGAGAAGACGAUACAUUUCCCAGAAUGACAUGAUCGCCAUCCUAGACUACCACAAUAAGGUCCGGGGGAAGGUGUUCCCUCCGGCUUCCAACAUGGAGUACAUGCUGUGGGAUGACAGUCUUGCCAACUCAGCAGAAGCCUGGGCAGCGACUUGUCUCUGGGAUCAUGGGCCGCAGUACCUUCUGAGGUUCCUCGGCCAGAACCUUUCUGUCAGAACAGGCCGCUACCGGUCGAUCCUCCAGCUCGUGAAGCCAUGGUAUGACGAGGUGAAGGACUAUGUGUUUCCGUACCCACGUGACUGCAACCCACGGUGUCCACUGAAGUGUUACGGACCCAUGUGCACGCAUUACACGCAGAUGGUGUGGGCUACGUCGAACCGAGUUGGAUGUGCCAUUCAUACGUGUCAUAAUAUGAAUGUGUGGGGAUCUGUGUGGAAGAGGGCAACGUACUUAGUCUGUAACUACUCACCCAAGGGAAACUGGAUCGGAGAAGCUCCCUACAAAGUGGGCGUCCCGUGUUCGGCGUGCCCUCCAAGCUACGGCGGCUCGUGCAGCAACAACAUGUGCUUUCCUGCUGUGAACUCAAACUACCUGCACUGGUUCAAGUAAACCCCACGCACAAGCGAACAACCCCGUCGCAGAGACAUUUGUCCACAGAUUUGCACAACAUCCCUCCUUCACUCUGAUUUGUAUAUAUGGGCCUAUUUAAAGUAUGACCACACUCUGAAAUGGCAGCAAAUAAUAUUUGGA